Messenger RNA from Oncorhynchus masou masou (cherry salmon), 1213 nucleotides. Its product is annotated as potassium voltage-gated channel subfamily B member 2-like. Gene Ontology annotation, molecular function: protein binding; delayed rectifier potassium channel activity. The coding region runs from base 49 to 777 and encodes 242 amino acids. The transcript is spliced from 2 exons. Gene Ontology annotation, biological process: potassium ion transmembrane transport; protein homooligomerization. NCBI's taxonomy places the organism in Eukaryota, Metazoa, Chordata, Actinopteri, Salmoniformes, Salmonidae. The record is from RefSeq and is a predicted model, not a curated record. Gene Ontology annotation, cellular component: dendrite; membrane; voltage-gated potassium channel complex.
GCCUCCUCCUCCUGUCCUCCAUCCCUGCUCCUCCAAUAACACACCACCAUGGCUGAGACAGUUGGACCUAAGACCCCCCUAAACACUCCACGGGGUAACAACCACCCAGGGGUAACCUCCCUCCCCCCAGAGCCCAUCCAAAUCAUCCGCACCAAGGCCCGCUCCAGGAGGGUCCGCAUCAACGUGGGAGGUCUAAACCACGAGGUCCUGUGGCGGACGCUGGACCGGCUGCCCCGUACCCGCCUGGGAAAGCUCCGCGACUGCAACACCCACGAGAGCCUGAUGGAGGUCUGCGACGACUACAGCCUCCAUGAGAACGAAUACUUCUUUGACCGGCACCCGGGCGCCUUCACCUCGAUCCUCAACUUCUACCGCACAGGGAAGCUGCACAUGAUGGAGGAGAUGUGCGCCCUGUCGUUCGGCCAGGAGCUCGACUACUGGGGUAUAGAUGAGAUCUACCUGGAGUCCUGCUGCCAGGCCCGGUACCACCAGAAGAAAGAACAGAUGAAUGAGGAGCUGCGGAGGGAGGCGGAGACGCUGAAAGAGAGAGAGGGAGAGAUUGAGUUUGAUAACACCUGCUGCCAGGAGAAGAGGAAGAAGCUUUGGGACCUCCUGGAGAAACCCAGCUCUUCCCUGCCUGCCAAAGAAAAUGGUCCAAUUCACACACUUAUCAAGAGAACAUCCCUGGUCAUCCCUACUGCCUCUGAUCUGGCGGACUCACUAAACAGAGAACAUCCCUGGUCCUCCCUACUGCCUCUGAUCUGGAGGACUCACUAAACAGAGAACAUCCCUUGUCCUCCCUACUGCCUCUGAUCUGGCGGACUCACUAAACAGAGAACAUCCCUGGUCAUCCCUACUGCCUCUGAUCUGGAGGACUCACUAAACAGAGAACAUCCCUGGUCCUCCCUACUGCCUCUGAUCUGGAGGACUCACUAAAGAGAGAACAUCCCUGGUCAUCCCUACUGCCUCUGAUCUGGCGGACUCACUAAACAGAGAACAUCCCUGGUCCUCCCUACUGCCUCUGAUCUGGCGGACUCACUAAACAGAGAACAUCCCUGGUCAUCCCUACUGCCUCUGAUCUGGCGGACUCACUAAACAGAGAACAUCCCUGGUCAUCACUACUGCCUCUGAUCUAGCGGACUCACUAAACACAAAUGCUUUGUUUUUAAAUUGUGUCUUGAGUGUUGAAGUGUGCCCCUGGCUAUCUGCCAAU